CCUGUCUGCUUCAUCAGGCUGCGGGAUCCUACGAUGAUUUGGACUGCUGCUCUCCUCAUGAUUGUUGUUUCAUACGCUGCAUCAGAAAAUUACUGUUACAAUGAGCCACAAUGUGAUCCUUAUUCAUGGGGAGACACAUUCCCAUCAUGUCACCCCUUACUUGAAGAGCACCACUCUCCCAUCAACCUCGACCACCAGAUGACCAGAAAUGACUCUCUGGGGUCUGUGCAUCUGGAGGGCUUCGAUAUGAUCCAAACAGGCCAAUGGACGCUUAAAAAUGACGGACACUCUGUUGUGCUACACGUCGGCAGUGGCAUGUCAGUGAGCGGUGGAGGUCUUCCAGAUGUGUACCACACCAUCCAGGUGCACUUCCACUGGGGAGGCCCAGCCACCAACGGCUCAGAGCACACAGUGGAGAGACGCAGAUACCCAAUGGAGAUGCAUAUAGUCAACAUGAAGUCCAUCUAUCCAAAUUUGACAGCCGCCUUGGAUGAUCCAACUGGACUUGCUGUCCUUGGAUUCUUCAUUGAUGUUGUGUAUGCAGACAAUGUGCACUUUGGACAUGUAUCACAAAAACUGUCCUCUGUAGCUUACAAAGGCCAAACUACUAAAAUCAAGCCAUUCCCACUGAUGAGCCUUCUGCCGAAGCACAACAUGAGUCAGUAUUACCGUUAUUACGGCAGCCUCACCACCCCUCCUUGUUCCCAAGUGGUUGUAUGGACUCUGUAUGAAGUCCCCAUCUACAUCUCAUGGUCUCAACUGGCUCAGUUUACCUCACAGAUCUUCUCCACAGAGGAGGAUGCAGAGCAGGUGACACCUCUGCAGAACAACUUCAGGCACAUCCACCCUACCUUCAGCCGCAUCAUCUCUGCAUCCAAAGAUGCCAAACUUCUCACAGGGACGGCCAGUCGUCCCUUCAGGUUAUCUGUGUCAGUGCAGCUGCUUCAAAUCAUUUUACUGGGAGGCUUCAUCUCUGGACUCUAGUGCUGCGUCAAGUCCAAAUCAUGAAACAUGAAA
Molecule: messenger RNA, 1017 nt
Organism: Seriola dumerili (greater amberjack)
Lineage: Eukaryota; Metazoa; Chordata; Actinopteri; Carangiformes; Carangidae
Gene: car15
Product: carbonic anhydrase 15-like
Exons: 8
Coding region: 34-984 (316 amino acids)
Cellular component (GO): plasma membrane
Molecular function (GO): zinc ion binding; carbonate dehydratase activity
Source: RefSeq, a predicted model, not a curated record